Messenger RNA from Arabidopsis lyrata subsp. lyrata, 825 nucleotides. Its product is annotated as CASP-like protein 2A1. The transcript is spliced from 4 exons. NCBI's taxonomy places the organism in Eukaryota, Viridiplantae, Streptophyta, Magnoliopsida, Brassicales, Brassicaceae. The record is from RefSeq and is a predicted model, not a curated record. Bases 87 to 701 code for a protein of 204 amino acids.
UUUAUAACCACAUUUUCUCUCAGAAUCCAUAAAAAGAGAGAGAGAGAGAGAAAGAUAAAUAAAAACAAAACUGAAGAAGCUAGAAGAUGGAGAAAAGUAAUGAUCAUGACAAGGCUAGCCACGGCGGCUCCGGUGGUGGUGCCACGGAGAAGUGGGAGGAGACUAGUCCUGGAAUCCGAACCGCCGAGACAAUGCUCCGGUUAGCUCCGGUGGGGCUUUGUGUUGCAGCGCUUGUUGUCAUGCUUAAGGACUCCGAGACUAAUGAGUUUGGUUCAAUUUCUUACUCCAAUCUCACAGCUUUUAGGUACUUGGUGCACGCAAAUGGAAUAUGUGCAGGCUACUCUCUUCUAUCAGCAGCCAUUGCAGCGAUGCCUCGUUCUUCUUCGACAAUGCCUCGUGUUUGGACCUUCUUUUGUCUCGACCAGCUUCUGACCUACCUGGUUCUUGCUGCUGGAGCAGUGUCAGCUGAAGUUCUAUACUUAGCUUACAAUGGAGACUCAGCCAUUACUUGGAGCGAUGCAUGUAGCUCCUACGGCGGUUUCUGCCAUAGAGCCACUGCUUCUGUUAUAAUCACAUUCUUCGUGGUUUGCUUCUACAUCCUUCUCUCACUAAUCUCCUCUUACAAGCUCUUUACUCGCUUUGAUCCUCCUUCCAUUGUUGACUCCGACAAGACCCUCGAAGUCGCUGUCUUUGGAAGUUAGAUCCUCCAUUUGCUUUGCAAGUACAUCUAAUUUGUUAAGUUUCACAUGUUGUCUUUUUUAACUUUGGUCAGGAGAAAGAAUGCUUUUGUGUUUGCUCUUGCUGUCAUUGCUUUUAUUCCUAUUA